CAGAGAUCAACAAACGCAUGGAAUGGCACAUGUACACUUUGGAAAACUUGCUGGCACACCGCGGGAAAAUUCGAGUAUUUCAAGCUGACCUAAGGGAAACAGUACGAGCCAAAUCUUGAAGUUGAACGUUAAAAUGUCAAAGAAAAAGGGCCUAAGUCUGGAGGAGAAGCGCAGUCGCAUGAUGGAGAUCUUCUUUGAGACUAAAGAUGUUUUUCAGCUGAAGGACAUUGAGAAGAUCGCCCCCAAACAGAAAGGAAUCACGCCCAUGUCGGUGAAGGAUGUACUGCAGAGCUUGGUGGAUGACAACAUGGUGGACUGUGAGCGAGUGGGCACCUCUAACUACUACUGGGCAUUCCCCAGCAAAGCUGUGAAUGUGCGCAAGCGGAGGAUUGGAGAACUGGAGAAACAGCAUGACGAAGGGAAACUGAAGAAAAUAGCCCUGCAGCAUGCUGUGGACAAAGCUAAAGUGGGACGCCAGGACACAGAGGAGAGGGCGGCCCUACAUCAGGAGCUAAAGGACCUGAGGGAGCAAAAGGCCCAGCUGAAGGCCGAGCUGGAGAAGUACAGAGAGUGUGACCCGGAAGUCGUCGAGCAGAUGCGCAAAGAAAACAUUACUGCUAAAGAGGCUGUGUCCAGGUGGACAGAUAAUGUUUUCGCCAUUAAAUCGUGGGCCAAGAGAAAAUUUGCGUUCGAGGACAGCCGAAUUGACAAAGCAUUCGGAAUACCUGAGGACUUUGAUUACAUGGAUUAACCACCAUUCAUCUUCUCUCCACAACUGUGAGCCAUCCACCUGAGUCCUCAGAGGAAACUUAGAGAUUAUCACUAAUUAGGGACACAUCUUGAACUCCACGAUGCCUUAACUCCGCUGCCGGCCUUGUCCCUCUUUUUCCGAGUUGCCACAUUAGAUCGUGCCCUGCCAUCUGAUGUGUGCAGUGGAGGGUCACAGCUGGACAUGCGAUUAAUGUGGAACUGGAGAAGGCGCUAUACUAACUCCUGGCUGCUCCUUGCCUCUCUGAUCCUCUCAGAUGGAGCCUGACUUUUGGGACACCUGUUGGUGUGAAAAGUGAGCCUGUGCCCCGACCGGCGAAAAUGGUUCAUUGCUGGACAUUCUGGAAGACGGGGACCUAUUUGGAUUUUGGUUUAUUAAAUAUUCUUCAAAAUGUAUGGAGGAAUGUCCAGAUUUGAGAUGGGUUAAAUUGGGUGGGCAUUUUUGGAGGGAAAAUAAAAACCAAAGCUAUGGAGAUGAAGCACUCAGACAAGUAAAGGUCUGCUGCUGUUGCUCAGUUUAAGAGUCAACAAGCCCCGCCCAUUAUUGAUGGAUUAAACUAGCAGAGGUCUAGCAUAAAUUAAUGCAAUUUGUAUGCCCCAUGACUGCAAUUCCAAUCUUCUUCAUUCAGAUCAAACAAGCAAUCAUUUUCUGUAUUCAUUUUUUUUGGAUCCCCUUAGUCUAAUAAAUUUGUCUAAAAUUGA
Alosa alosa (allis shad) is the source of this 1470-nucleotide messenger RNA. RefSeq names its product meiotic nuclear divisions 1 homolog (S. cerevisiae) (gene mnd1). NCBI's taxonomy places the organism in Eukaryota, Metazoa, Chordata, Actinopteri, Clupeiformes, Clupeidae. Gene Ontology annotation, biological process: reciprocal meiotic recombination. The coding region runs from base 134 to 751 and encodes 205 amino acids. The transcript has 8 exons. Gene Ontology annotation, cellular component: nucleus. The record is from RefSeq and is a predicted model, not a curated record. Gene Ontology annotation, molecular function: double-stranded DNA binding.